This is a messenger RNA of Malassezia restricta, 972 nucleotides long. RefSeq names its product transaldolase. The transcript has a single exon. Gene Ontology annotation, cellular component: cytoplasm; intracellular anatomical structure. The coding region runs from base 1 to 972 and encodes 323 amino acids. Lineage: Eukaryota; Fungi; Basidiomycota; Malasseziomycetes; Malasseziales; Malasseziaceae. The record is from RefSeq and is a predicted model, not a curated record. Gene Ontology annotation, biological process: carbohydrate metabolic process; pentose-phosphate shunt, non-oxidative branch; pentose-phosphate shunt. Gene Ontology annotation, molecular function: transaldolase activity.
AUGUCGAACGCUCUGGCAUCGCUGAAGCAAUUCACGACGGUCGUCUCGGACUCAGGCGACUUUGAGUCGAUUGCCGUGUACAAGCCACAGGAUGCAACGACGAACCCAUCGCUGAUCCUCGCUGCGGUGAAGGAGGAGAAGUAUGCCAGGAUGGUCGCUCCGGCGGUCGAGUAUGCCAAGGCCCAGGGCCAUAGCCGCCAAGAGAUCGUGGAGCAUGCCGUAGACCGCCUGCUCGUGUCGUUCGGAGAAGAGAUCCUCAAGAUCAUCCCGGGCCGCGUGUCGACGGAGGUCGAUGCUCGCCUGUCGUUCGAUACGCGCGCGACGAUCGACAAGGCCAUCAAGCUGAUUGAGCUGUACGAAUCCGUCGGUAUCUCGCGCGAGCGCGUGCUGAUCAAGAUCGCGUCGACGUGGGAGGGUAUCCAGGCGGCGCGCGAGCUCGAGUCGAAGCACGGCAUUCACUGCAAUCUGACGCUGCUCUUUAGUUUCUGCCAGGCUGUGGCGUGUGCGGAGGCGAACGUGACGCUCAUUUCGCCGUUCGUCGGCCGUAUCCUGGACUGGUUCAAGAAGCACCAGCCCGACGCCGACUACACGGGCGCCAACGACCCGGGCGUCAAGUCGGUGCAGCACAUCUACAACUACUACAAGCAGCACGGCUACAACACGAUCGUCAUGGGCGCUUCGUUCCGCAACGCGAGCGAGAUCACAGAGCUCGCUGGCGUGGACUACCUGACGAUUGCGCCCAAGCUGCUGGACGAGCUGAAGAACAGCCCGACGGCCCUGGAGCGCAAGCUGUCGAAGGAGCACGCCUUGGCCGCACCGCCGAUCGAGAAGUGCUCGUUCAUCGAUGACGAGCCUGCCUUCCGCUGGGCGCAGCUGGAAGAUGCGAUGGGCUUCGAAAAGCUCCACGAGGGUAUCCGCAAGUUUGCCGACGAUGCCGUGACGCUGCGAGACAUUAUCGGCCAGCAUCUGUAG